AUGGAUUUCACUAAAUUACAGGUGAAACUAACUCGGUGUAACUGGAUGAUAUCUGUGUGGAUUUUGUUACUUUGUGAAGGACAGUCCCAGAAAUGCCCAGAAGGUCUGUAUGUACAUGGUACAGAAGGCUGUCGGCCCUGUAAUCCACCAAAGCAUUUCAUAGAAUUUGGCUCAUGCCAUGAGUGUCGUACAUGUGAACAUGAGGUCGCCCAAAGCUGCACCUCAACCUCUAAUGCAAAAUGUUCUUGCCGGCCUGGUUUUGAUUGUGCUAACCCAGAGUGUGGAAGAUGUGUGAAGCUACCACACUGUAGAGAAGGUGAAGAACUCAAAAGAGAAGGAAAUUACAAGUUUUCAUAUUUUUGCCAGCCGUGCAACAAUACUUCAUACUCUGACACUGAGAAUGGCACUUGCAAGCCGUUCAUAAAGUGCCACAGCAUUGGUUUAGAUGAGGUUUUCCCUGGUAACAGAACACACAAUGCAAAGUGUGGUAUAAUACCACCGCCAGGUAAACCUGAAAAAGAGCUCCAAACGGUUCAGAAUGUAUUCAUAUACGGAUCAGUAUUCAUUCUAAUCUGUCUGUUCAUACCGUUGGUUUUCUAUACUUGGAGGACUAAAUCUAGAGCAUCUAGAGCUAGAUACAGCAGAAAAUACAACCCUACGUUGACUCUAGAAGCAGGCCUCUUGACCAUGUCAGUUCAGGAGACCCAAGAGCUUGCAGAACGCUCUUCUCUUUAUAAUCUGAAGUGAUAUAGUUCAGCAACUGGAUCUUUGCACGACUCUCUGUUUCACCAACAGCUGGCAGCAUUUAAUAUAGGUCAUGGUGACAGACCUAUGAAUGACUUUUGGACUUACACUUCAAGACUUUGAUAAUACUUAAAGCUGUGGACAACUAUGUCUUUUAUUUUCUCUACUUGUGAUCUGAUUAUACAUUUUUGGUCAGUGAAUAACAACCUGCACACUAACACCAAACAGGAAUGGUAAUCUGGUUCCAUCAGCUUGUUUUUUUCUGUCUGUGUUCACUUAUAUAACUUAAAAAGCACAGGUCCAAUUUCUAAUUUCAUGCAAGUUCGUGGUCAUCAAAUCUCCAACCACCUGAUAAUUCCGAUGUGGGUCAGAUGCAGGAUGCAUGAUUUGUUUUCACUUUGAAUUUGUGGUCAACGAUUCCCAGGACACCGAAAUACCGGGGCACAUGGAGCUUGGUGGGCAUGUAGCCCCACUAGAAAUGCAGUUUUCGCUGUCCAUUGGGGGCCAUACAAUAAAUGAAUUUGUAUGUGUAGAUUUAGUGACUGUACACACAUCAGCCUGUAGAUGGUGGUGUUGAGCGAACGGUUGCCAGUAGGGGAUGUAGGGGAGAAAUUGGGAUAUUGAUGUUGAAAUGUACGUUCUGCUGAGAUAUAAGGCAGCACUGUCAAACACACAGUCAUAAACUGGCACGCAAACACACACA
This is a messenger RNA of Alosa sapidissima (American shad), 1447 nucleotides long. It is a transcript of the gene tnfrsf18, whose product is annotated as tumor necrosis factor receptor superfamily, member 18. Gene Ontology annotation, cellular component: external side of plasma membrane. The record is from RefSeq and is a predicted model, not a curated record. The transcript is spliced from 7 exons. Gene Ontology annotation, molecular function: protein binding. The coding region runs from base 1 to 747 and encodes 248 amino acids. Gene Ontology annotation, biological process: positive regulation of cell adhesion. NCBI's taxonomy places the organism in Eukaryota, Metazoa, Chordata, Actinopteri, Clupeiformes, Clupeidae.